AUUGCAGCUGAAGUUCGUGCUGAACUCAUGAUUGGACACCGCUGACAGUUGAAGCAAGUUCCAACGUGUAGCCAGGAGUACUAGCAGUAAGACGGUCUUCCUGAAAACUCAACAGACUUUGAAAAUGACAACUUCCAUUAGGAUAGAGGAUAGCUACCAAGGUUAUUCGUUGGAUUCAUUUUGCAUUCCAAAGCACUACGAGGAUGAUCUAGAAUCUGUUUUGAUACCGUAUGGUGUCAUCCAUGACAGAAUUGAAAGGAUUGCCAAAGACAUUUUCACUGAUUUUGGAAAAGAACCACUAGUUGCAAUAUGUGUUCUAAAAGGGGGCUACAAGUUUUAUACAGAUUUGAUAGAUAAAAUCAAUAGCUUAAAUCGAAACCAAGGUGAGAGAUCGGUGCCACUGUCUGUGGAUUUUAUAAGACUAAGGAGCUACCAGAAUGACAAAUCUGUUGGCACCAUUGAAGUUAUUGGAGGUGAUAAUAUGGAAAGUGUGAAAGGGAAAAAUGUUUUGGUUGUUGAGGAUAUUAUUGACACUGGAAGAACAAUGCAGAAGCUGUUGGGAUUAUUGGAGGAAUAUCAGCCAAAGUGUGUCAAAGUUGCAAGCCUAUUGCUUAAGCGCCAGCCAGCGUCUAAUGGUUACAUUCCUGAAUACUGUGGAUUUGAGAUUCCAGACAAGUUCGUUGUUGGUUAUGCCCUUGACUUCAAUGAAAGAUUUAGAGAUCUGCAUCACAUAUGUGUUGUCAAUGACAAUGGAAUCAACAAGUAUAAAGUGUGAUGAAAUAUUUUCACUCUAUGCAUGGAUUUCCAUCUACAGCACCAAUGAUGACCAAGCUUGGAAUGAAAUUAAGAUGAAAAUUUAAAUAAAAUUAAUGAAAAUUAACUCAAAACAUUAUUAUAUGUGGUGUUUGUAUGUUGUCACAAUUACCACUGUAGAGAAAAAGGUGUUAUUUCGUUCAUUGGUUACAAAAAAUACUCAGCUGAGAAUUGUUUUCAAACUUAUGAAAUAAAAGAAUGAUAGCUAAA
Daphnia magna is the source of this 1023-nucleotide messenger RNA. Its product is annotated as hypoxanthine-guanine phosphoribosyltransferase. Gene Ontology annotation, biological process: guanine salvage; IMP salvage; purine ribonucleoside salvage. The record is from RefSeq and is a predicted model, not a curated record. The transcript has 9 exons. Gene Ontology annotation, molecular function: hypoxanthine phosphoribosyltransferase activity; magnesium ion binding. Lineage: Eukaryota; Metazoa; Arthropoda; Branchiopoda; Diplostraca; Daphniidae. Bases 125 to 775 code for a protein of 216 amino acids.